Messenger RNA from Rhopalosiphum maidis (corn leaf aphid), 4463 nucleotides. RefSeq names its product transcription factor Ken 1-like. The transcript has 6 exons. Lineage: Eukaryota; Metazoa; Arthropoda; Insecta; Hemiptera; Aphididae. Gene Ontology annotation, molecular function: DNA-binding transcription factor activity; protein binding; RNA polymerase II cis-regulatory region sequence-specific DNA binding. Gene Ontology annotation, cellular component: nucleus. The coding region runs from base 765 to 2579 and encodes 604 amino acids. The record is from RefSeq and is a predicted model, not a curated record. Gene Ontology annotation, biological process: regulation of transcription by RNA polymerase II.
CCGCCGCCGCUGCUGUUGCCGCCGUAGUUCUCAUCGACAUCGCCGUGCGUACUAUACCAUCCGCGGCACCGCGCGGCAGACACGACCAUCGCGAGUGUGUACGGUGUGUGAACGUGUGCGCGCGUGUGUGUGAGUGUGAGUGCGUUUUUUUUUUUGUUAUUUAUUUAUUUAAUUUUUUUUUUGUCCACUCGUAUAUUUUUCGGCGCCCGCGAGUGUUUUCGCCGUCCACGGGUGUGCCGGGGAAAAGUCGAUUAGUUAUUUUUUUUUUUAACCCGUCGAAAAUACCGUUCGGGCCGCCGUUCGUAUUUUUCGGAAAUAAUAGUCCGUCGUCGGAGUCGUCACUGUUAUAUAUUACGAUGAUAUACGUAUAGAUCGUCCGCCCGGCUGUCUGCAGUGUAUAGUGUACCCUUUUUGCCGUCCGCAAAGGAGUCGGUGCGGAUUUUCCAGCAUCUGGUACGGGAAACGGUGACGGUGGCGGAGGAGGAAAAAUAAUAUGAUAUGAGAAAAGCGAAAAUCGCUCAGAGAUCCUCGCCCUAGCCCCGUCUGGUAUAUCUAUCGUAUAAUACGGUAUAAUAUUGUAAUAUUAUAAUACACGCCGACCGACCGCUUGUCCGCCGCAUCGCUCGCGCGCGUGUUUGUGUUAACGCGAAAGUGAGAGUUUGGGUUCCUUCCGGUUUCGGCCGUCCGUACGAGAACGAAAUAAAAUACUAUGGUUUACGCCUGUAGGAUUCUAUUUGGAUUACCAUCAUGUACGCCACGGCCAAAUGAUGUAUGAUACUGACUCUGAGUGCGGCAACGCCGCACCACUGACCUUGCACUAUGGCAACCACCACGUUUACCUGAUGGCGGAAAUCCAACAGGCUGGCGACGAGCACUCAGACAUGGAGUUGAUGUGUGAGCAGGGCGCCACCAUCAGGGCCCACUCGCUGGUGCUGGCUUCCGUCAGUCCGCUUGUUCGGCGGCUGCUCAAGGAGGACAACGUGUGCAUGUACCACAACCUGGUGCUCCAGUUCCCGGAGAUCAAGGAGUCGCACAUGAAAACGGUGCUGGACUUCAUUUACACCGGGCAGGCCAGCGUGUUGGAGAACGAAUUUGACGAGGUAGUUAGCUUGUUGAACUUGUUGGAGAUUCGGUCAGACACGUGGCAACGGGCUAUGUACGAGUCGGCGUCGUCAUCGUCCCCACCGCCACCCGGUCAACCACCGUCAGCUGCGUCAUCGGACGUGUCUGUAAGGACGGAUCCAGAAAACCUGUCACCAGCGUCUCGGUGUGAAGUACACCCCAAAAAGCGACGAAGACGGUCGUCUGUGCCCGUAAACUUGUCAAUCGAUACGAAAAACGACGAGGAUACAGCUGUCACCCAAUCUAACUGGCGGGUAUCUAAAUUCGAGGAGAGUCACCGGAAGUUGAGGAGGCGAAGCAGUUCGCCGUUCGACGACUAUGCGCAUCACCACGAACGCGAAUACCACCACAACGGUUUCCAACCAUUCCCAAAACGUGAACCGCAUUGGGUGGAAACCGAAUAUCGGAGUUCACAGCUUCAGUACAGUUGUGAGGUAAACUUACCGUACAUGGACCCAGCGGAACCGAACUUGGAUCCUGAGAUCGAAGAGACGAAUGAUUCGGAUAGUAAGGACGCGAGGCUGAAUCCCGCCGACUAUGUGGUGACCCCGAGGAAGCGAAAGAAACAGCCAGGGUUCCAGAACUCUCCAGCCCAAAACCCGCCGUUCGUGCCCAUGUACUUCCACGAGAUGGCGUUUAGGCACCAGAAGAUCACGCAGUCGCUCAGCUCCUUCGUGCAUCACCCAUUCGGGUCCACGCCACAGCCACCGCUGACCCAGCCACGGACCACGGACGACGGCGACCGGGACACGCCACCGCACAGGACGCCCAUCUACAUGGGCCGGUCCAGAUCUCAGGACUCCGGCGUGUACAGACCGCCACCGCCGCCGCCGCCGCCCCAGCUGCAGCCGCCACCGCCACCGCCGUCGGACAACGACUGCAGUCCGCCUCCACCGUCGUCCGGACAAUCAACGCAGUCGUCGUCGUUCGGCGGUUUCUCUGAAAAUGGGUCACCCUGGAAGCCAUCGUCUGAUGUGAAACCGAUGGCGCUGUCGUCGGAACCGGCGGCCGAAGUGCAGCACCAGCACCAGACGCACCAGCACAGCUCGCCAGCGUCAGCGGCCGGACCGGCGUCCGCGGCGUCGUCGUCCGACACGGAGGACAAGUCGUCGGGCUGCGCGGGCGGCGCGGGCCGCGAGUACAAGUGCACGUACUGCGGCAAGCAGUUCGGCAUGAGCUGGAACCUGAAAACGCAUCUCCGCGUGCACACGGGCGAGAAGCCGUUCGCGUGCCGCCUGUGCGUGGCCAUGUUCAAGCAGAAGGCGCACCUGCUCAAGCAUUUGUGCUCGGUGCACAGGAACGUCAUAUCGCCGGGCACCAGCGCCGCCGACCAGGAGACGGCCGCCGCGUUCAACUGCUGCUUCUGUCAGAUGACGUUCGACACGCUCCAGCAGCUGGUCCGCCACUUUUCCGGGCCGCACAACAACCUGCUGCUCACCAAGAACCUGAACGCCUGACCGAACGCCGACCGAGCUCUUUUCUCUCGGGGCGGCGGCGGCGGCGGCGGCUCCGUUUCACGUCUCGCGGAUUUUUCUCUGAUAAUAACGAUAACAAUGAUAUUACAUAUUGUUAUUAUGUGAUACAAACUUUCAGCGGACAAGACGUGCCGUACCUCCUCUAUGUUAUACAGCUUUUUUUUUUACAAUUAUUAUUAUUAUUAUCAUUAUUAUUAUUACAUGUACAAAAAAAAAAAAACAACCCGUUUUUCGUAAUUAUUUUUACCAGCUGUUAUCGUAUUAUUAUUAUUAUUAUUAUUAUUAUUAUUAUUAUCACUAUCAUCGUCGCUGUUCUCGUCGUUGUUAUAUUGUUAAUUUUUAACGCGUGAAAAUAUUCGACCGGAUAUAGCGGUUUUAAUCCGGACCCGACCUGUUUUGCGCUUUCGGCGUGUAACGCUCUGUAUUAUUGCCGCUGUCCGUCAUCAUUCAUUCGCAGGCGCCUAUUAUACACUCCGACGUGUCUCUCGUAGACCUUUUUUGUAUAAAAUAUGAUAUCUUAAUUCAGUGCAAUAUGUCACGCUCCCAUCGCCGGCGGAGUCGGAAUAGACAACUUCAAAAACUCCGUGACAUCGUCCGAAAAGUGUUCAUCGCGAUGUAAUUUAUUGCCAACGUUUUCUGAUUGUAUAAUUAUUAUUAUACUUCCUACGUGUUCACUAAUAUUUAUAUAGAUUUAAGUGGCAAACUCCAAAUCACGUAUACUCGUCGUUGGGUAGGUACUUACGCAUUCCAGUCGCCAACGGAGUUCGGGAAAAAAAUUAAAAUCAACGACGACGACAGCAACGCACGACGAUAUCGUUUUGCCGACGUGUGUGACGCGCGCGACUAAAUACUAAAUGUAUAGAUACUUAAUUCGUAGGGAAAAUUAAGAUCUCUAGAAAUGAAUAAUAUGAGCGGUUAUAUAUAUAUAUAUAUAUUAUAUACGUUUAAGUUUAAGUAGAAUUACUGUAUAAUAUUAUGAUAAACUACGUCCUAAAUCGAUCGUUACCUUUAUGUUUAUAAAACAAAUUAAUUAUUUAAUGAUAUAAUAAUAUUAAUAAUAGUGUAACAAUUUUAACAGAAACAUUAUAAUAUUAUAAAAUAUAAUACGACCUAUGUAUUGAUGUUUGCGCGCAAAUACGUGAACUGCAAAGAUUUGACGAUUUUUUAUGCGUUCAAACUGCCGUCGAAUCUCUGCAGCGAUGCACCGUGCAACUUAUUCUCGGACCGACUUAUUCGACUCAGUGCGGCCCUCCACUACUCCAACAAUCGCGUAUAACGACAUCCGCGUGAUAUCCAAAAAAAAAAAAAAAUAUAUUCACGACAUACAUCCCCAAAACAGACGCUUUCGGACUCGGCCACGAGCGAGAUAAUAUUUUGUUGGUCGUACACGAUCUCGGUGCAGGUGUCGACUGCGCGAAAUCGAAGUAGAUACUUAUUUAAUUUUAGACGCAUAAUAAUUGCCUAUAAAACUUGUACAUAGUAAAUUUAUGUAUUAUAUAUAUAAAUAUAUACCAUAAAAUCCAUAAUAUUUUUUCGCGUAUAAUAUUACGAGUUUUAUGAAUGAAAAAAAAACAACAAUGUGUACAUAAUUUAUAGUAUUGUUACGGUAAUAAUAGUGAAUAGCAAUUAUAAUAUUAUGUAUUGUAAUGCGCAUUACACGAUGUAUAAAUUAAAACGCGUAUUAAUAUUAUAAUAUAUAGUGACGCGUGAUCGAAACUAGUCAUAAUUUAUUCACUAAGAUGUGUACGAAAUGUAAAAAGAUAAAAAAGAUAUUGCUUGUAAAUAUGUACUACCCUUAAACAACACCAACCGUGUUUGUAAAUAUUAAAUAUAACGAAUAAACGGUUUACUAAAACUUUUACUCGA